Messenger RNA from Lactuca virosa, 606 nucleotides. Lineage: Eukaryota; Viridiplantae; Streptophyta; Magnoliopsida; Asterales; Asteraceae. The record is from the annotation of a GenBank genome assembly.
AAAAUAAAAUAAAAAUAAGCUUGAAGAGGUUCACUGUCUAAAACCUAACUCACGCUCCACCCCUGGUCAUCUUCACGCCGGCCACCUCCGCCUCCGGCCUCCAGAGCCGACGCCGACGCCUCCCCCUUCUUUCUCGCUGUUAACGCCACCCGCUUGAGAAACAAAGUCAAUGGAGUCAAAGUCACCAGUCAAUCUAACGGGUACAGCUAAGGCUGCAAAAUAUGCACCACCUCUUGGCCUGGUUGACAUAGGCGAAAGCAAACAUGCAUACAUCUUUCGCGUCUCCUUACCCGGUGUCUGUAAACCUCAGUGCAAUGUAAAGCUGGAUAUCCGUAAUGACGGGCGGGUCGAAAUCGAAGGAGUUAUCCAAGAAAGCGAAUUUAUCAACAAACAUUCCAACAACAAAUACAAACCAAAACUCCAACAACUACCACCUUCCGGAAACUUCAACAUUAUAUUUAACCUACCUGGUCGUGUUGACCCACGGUUGACCGUUCCCUCCUUCCGAAACACCGGAAUACUCGAAGUGGUUAUCAUGAAACACAUCACACCCAACAACUCGGGUACCCCUGUCCCCCCUAUUCCCAUCUAGCUUGUCCAUUUGAC